AUGUCACGGGAUAGACUAUUCAUGACCGCAAGCGCUGCCAUUGGGCUGUGCGCUGCCCUUUCCGCCUCCGUGCGCUUCGCUACUUCCUUUGGUCGGAUUCUACCUUGGAUUCUUGCGGCCGGCCACGCCUUUACUUUAUGUCGAGAAAUAAUGACUGCGAAACCCUGUCGAUCCGUCAUCGACGGGGCUGCUUCGUCUGCUCUCCUCGUUAUUGUGGAAGGCAUUAACGGUAGCCAGAAUUUAGAAUCCUCAGACGCCACGCCGCAGUCGCUUGUUACUAUUCUGCUAUCUAUUUUGCUUCUGGCCAUCUUCCUCUCGGUUCCAAGAGAGAGAAGCAAGCUACCUCAAGGCCGUUCCGUGGACCGCCAAAAUACAGCCUGUCUAAUCGAAGUACUAUUUUUUCUUUGGCCCAGGAAAGUUUUUCGACUGCAAGACUUGAGACAACGCGACAUCAACCUUCUACCCUUGCUUCCUGUACGCCUUCGGACAUCAACAUUGACAGAAAACCAUCGCCGUUUCGCAUCCCGGUUUAGUACCCAUCGGCUUGGCUUCGUUCUGCUCAAAGAAUACUCUGGUGCACUGAUUCUCCAGUCCAGCUUUUCCAUCUUGAACUCUUUGGCUGCACUGGGGCCAAAUCUAAUUUUAUAUCGAUUGCUCCAGCAUCUGGGCGGCGAGCGCGAGAGUGGCACCCGCGAGAAGAUGUUUUUGGCAUCGCUGCUCGGUCUGUCCCACCUUCUACCCGUAAUUAUUUCCUCUUGGAUGAAAUGGAUCGGCACCAGCAUGAUUGAUGUACCCAUGCGCUACACGUUGGCGUCAUUGACGUAUCAAAAGGUCCUAUCACUGCCGACCAUCACCCUUAGCGCUGAGGAGAAAGAGGCGCAAAGUAUGGCUACGUUACUACACAUGAAUGCACUCAGUGCUCGCGCGUGUUCUGCGUUUCCAAUCCUCCACCGGGUAGUCGGGCUCUUUACACAGCUAAUUUUCACAACCGUGGUUCUCAUCGCUCUUGUUCGGUGGCAGUCAGUUGCCAUUGCCAUCGCAGCGGCACUCUCCAUUACGCCUCUCACCAUGGAAUUUAUGAAUCGGUGGACUGCCUCUCUCUUUCAAAUAUGGAAGCUUAUGAGCAGCCGAAAUGCGACUCUGCGGGAUGCACUUCUUGCUAUUCGCCAGAUCAAGCUGUCUGCCGCCGAGGCGUGCUGGAAGCAAAAGAUCUACCAGAUUAGAGAUAAAGAGGUGCGAGGAUAUAGCGACAUUGCGUUCUUGCGAUUCUGGAUGGAAAUAAUCGGAGACAUCAGCCCUGCUGUUUUGAGCGGUCUGCCCGUAUACCUAUACGCACAGCAGAGUCAUGAGUUGACUGCAUCCGUGGCUUUUACAUUCAUCAGCCUCUUCAAGGACCUACAGUCGCAGUUGUGGGCCAUUCCUCAGGAACUUCCUCGAAUUAGAGCCGGCUGGAAUAGUGCCGGUGAAUUGGAUGCUUUUUUAAGAAAGGAAGAAAUGAAAGAUUCUCAGUUUGUCUCGUCCUCUGUAUUGUCCUUGCGUAAUGCCACCAUUACCUGGCAUACUAAAGGGAAUGAUACCGCGGCUUUUCAACUGAGAAACGUACAGGCCGAGUUUCCUGCAGGAGAGUUAAGCAUAGUAACUGGCAAAACGGGGAGCGGAAAGUCUUUGCUUUUGUCUGCUCUUGCCGGUGAAGCAAAGAUUUUGUCUGGCGAUAUUUGCCGUCCUUGUUCGUCCAAGAGCGAACAUACUGAGGAAUACCACGCGGAGAACUGGACCAAGCCAGGUAGUUUCGCAUUGGUAUCCCAGAAUCCAUGGAUGGACAAUGCCACAAUACAGGACAAUAUUCUGUUUGGUCUACCUAUGGACGCCCAACGCUACUCUCAUGUGCUCUACUGCUGUGCGCUGGACAAGGAUCUUCUCAACUUCAAAGACGGAGAUAUGACGGUCAUCACGAUCAAAGGUGUCUCUCUCAGCGGCGGACAGCGAUCUCGUAUCGCACUGGCGCGGGCUCUCUACUCCCGCGCCAGCUUCUUGUUAAUGGAUGACGUGCUCAGCGCUGUCGAUGCCGAGGUUCGUAAAUGGAUUGUGGAAAAGGCACUUUGUGGGAGUCUUUCGCGUGGUAGGACUCGUAUCCUUGUAACGCACCACGAAGAUCAAGUGCAUUCCGAGAUCUCAUAUCGACUGCUCAUUCAAGACCAAACAGGCGUCGGUGAAAUAGUGCCGAAGAAAACUCCUCCUUCAAUCACGCAGAGCACCCAAGCCUCUUCUCUCGCGGAUGAUGGGUUUAGCUUUGACUCACUUCGCCGCUCACCCGAUAAAAAAGCAACCGACACACCAGCCCAAGCUAGCAAACCAGAUGCAGCGGAAGAAACCUUCCGGCUAGCUCCCUACAUCAUGUACUUCAACGCUAGUGGUGGUGCAGUAAACUGGCUGCUAGCUAUCUUUUUGCUGGCAAUUUGCGAAUGGAACACAAUCUCUGUGUCCUUGUCCCUUGAGAGAUGGGUGUCAGAAGGUGAGAAACCUCGAGAACCUUCGACGCCUUAUUCUCUUUCGCCUGGUCAAGCAUAUAUGGUGAUGAGUGCUUUGACAACUCUGACUAUGUCUAUUCGAGGACUCUUCAUGUUCAGACUCUAUAGAGCUGCUUCGAAAAAGCUAUUUUAUCGCAUGAUGGAGCAUAUUUUCGGUGCACCACUCCGAUGGCUUGAAUCGACUUCACAUGGUGAUAUCCUUCAGCGCUGUGACCGGGAUAUAAGGAUCGUCGAUGAGGACUUGACCUAUUCGAUCGGUGCUUUUCUAGCGCUUUGUAGCCAGCUCAUAACCGUUCUAUUGAGUAGUACUCCUGCCAUGAUUGCUCUGUUCUGGCUGUUCCUCAAAAUUGGAAAAAAACUCAUUCCGGCAACAAAAUAUUUGACUUCUGUCUACUCGAAAACGACAUCUGCAUUUGCGCAGCAUCGCAGUUCGUUGUACGCUCUGGAUGGACUCUCGACGGUGCGCACGUAUGGGGUGAAAAAUCACUUCUCGCAACGGGCAAAUAAACUACUGGAUGAUAUGGCGUCGGCGACGUGGUAUAAUAGUUUACACAGUGUUGUGACAGAAUUUCAGCUCGGACUUCUGGGAGCCAUAUACGUUGCACUCUCUUGCUACACAAUUAUUGCGUCCAACGCGAAAGGCGGCGCUGCAGGUGCGGCACUGUCCUUUGCUGUACAGCUUGGCAGUACGGUAUCAGCCCUUCUUCAGCACAUAUCCUCAAUGGAUUCCAGCCUCAGGACCGCUGAGAGGGUUCACGAAUAUGGUUGCCUUGAACAGGAGCCAAUGGAUGGUUUGAACAUGGACACUUCGUGGCCUGACAAAGGCGAUCUUGUCGUUUCUCACUAUGUGGCUGGCUACGGCCCUGGUCUUUCUGAUGCCUUGCGCGACGUAUCUUUCAUCAUCAGGCCCGGUGAGACGGUUGGCGUAGUUGGCAGAACAGGCGCGGGGAAAUCGACCUUGGCGUUGGCCUUUGCGCGGCUUAUUGAGAGACGGCACGGAAGCAUUCUCAUCGAUUCAGUUGACAUUUCUCGUGUCAAACUCGAGGUAUUGCGCAAUCGAAUCCUUACCAUUCCUCAAGAUCCGCAUCUCUUUCGUGGCUCCCUCCGUGCCACCAUUGAUCCGGAUAACGUUUAUUCUGAUGAGGAAUUAGUUGCCUCUUUGCAGCAGUACCGAUUCUUCUCCGUAGCCGCAAGUGCAAAAAAGGAGAGCGAUGCAGAAAUUCCUGAUUUGUCUUUCAUGGUUAACGAUGGCGGAUCCAAUCUCUCUCAAGGCCAACGACAAAUAUUGUGUCUCAUCAAGGCAAUACUUUCGCGAAAGAAGAUUAUCAUCCUGGACGAGGCGACAAGUGCCGUCGACAUGGAGACAGACGCUGUGAUACAGACAAUGAUCCAAGAAGCACUGCAUGAUAGCACAGUCAUGGUAAUUGCUCAUAGGCUGGCCACCGUCUGUCAGCUGGACAAGGUGCUUGUCAUGCAGGACGGAAAAGUGGUGGAAUUUGGCAAGCCAGCUGAGCUGUAUCGGCAGAAGGGGCAGUUUUGGGGACUGGUCAAUCAUAGCAUUGAUAAAGAGGACCUGGUCAGGAGUUUUGCUCUAUGA
Cordyceps militaris CM01 is the source of this 4125-nucleotide messenger RNA. RefSeq names its product ABC bile acid transporter, putative. Bases 1 to 4125 code for a protein of 1374 amino acids. Gene Ontology annotation, cellular component: membrane. The record is from RefSeq and is a predicted model, not a curated record. NCBI's taxonomy places the organism in Eukaryota, Fungi, Ascomycota, Sordariomycetes, Hypocreales, Cordycipitaceae. Gene Ontology annotation, molecular function: ABC-type transporter activity; ATP hydrolysis activity; ATP binding. The transcript is spliced from 4 exons. Gene Ontology annotation, biological process: transmembrane transport.